AUUUUUAUUUUAUUCAGACAAGUAUUUUGAGACUUAUGGUAAUUGGCAUGCAAAGGUUGUAUGCUAAGUCUGUCAAAUGUUACAAAAAUGGAUGCAGGUUAGUUACAUGAAUUUUUCUCUUGUCAUAUGUCCCCUGAAUUUUGCACAUAUAUUGUAAUAUACCAGUGGUAAUAGCAGUGGGGUAUAAAGCUAUUAAAUUGCUUUAUAACAGACUCCUGUUUUGCAAGCAUGAAAGGCAAACAUGACAUGAUUAAAAAUUCAAUGCACGCGCUAAGCACUGUAAAGGGCGUUUAUUAAAGUGAACUGUUAUAUUUUAACCUCCCUUCGAGGCGAGAUAUGAAAUGUAGCAAGACUGUGGGUGACGUCUCAACAAAAGCACUACAUUUACCACAAUGCCUAAGAAUAAAUUAAAAUGUUGCAUCAUCAAAACGCGCCGUUGCUCUGGUAACGUUGGUGAGUUUCAGCCAUUCAGCUAGCUAUCUUUUAGACUUCGAUUUUGAUGCCAAAAAUAAGCUCGGACACGCUAUGGGAAUUGGCUGCGGCGGAGGUCCACAGUCGGGAGAGCGGAGGCGUCGAGGAAGACCGAGGCGAGACAGUCAGCGAGAGGACCGUAUUUUUAAUGGGGAGCAAGGCAGGGGGUAAAACGUCUAUUCUCCUCAGAUGCCUCGACAGGGAUGAAACAUCCAAACCAACUCUGGCUCUGGAGUACACUUUCGGAAGAAGGGCCCGAGGACACAACACACACAAAGAUGUAGCCCACCUAUGGGAGCUGGGAGGAGGGACUUCUUUGUCUGACUUGGUCCAGAUCCCCAUCACUCCUGUCAGUAUCAGGUCUCUCUCUGUCAUCCUCAUUCUGGACCUAUCGAAGCCCAAUGCCCUGUGGGGAACCAUGGAAAAGCUGCUGCAGGCCACACAGGCUCAGCUAGAAAAAGUCACAGCACAGCGAGCAGAAAAGCCCAAAGCAGAAGCCAAAUGCCAGAUGCCAGUCCACUCAAUAACACAUGUCUUACCUAAAGACCAUCCUGACAGAGAGCUGAUCAGGCCCUUUCCUGUUCCUCUGCUCAUAAUUGGUAGCAAGUAUGACACCUUUCAGGAAUUUGACUCUAACAAGAAGAAAGUGAUUAGUAAAGCACUGCGUUUUAUUGCCCACUACUACGCUGCCUCUCUUAUUUUCACUAGCAUCAAGUCAGAGAGCCUUAUGUCAAAAGCCAAGAGCUUCUUCUCCCACCUGGCUUUCGGUCUGGACAGAGGAAAAACAGUUUGCUAUGAGUCCGCCAAGCCUCUCAUCAUUCCAGCAGGUUCUGACUCCUUUAGCCAAAUAGGUUCUCCUCCUAUUAAUGAUGUGGACAUGAGUUCCCUGCAUGCCAAAACCCCAAAGGACCUCUGGAAGAAAGCCUAUGAGCAUGUCUUCCCUCAAGAGCAGAGUACAAGUGAGCAGAGGGAUCUAAAGGAUCCAGCCAAAGACUCACAAUACAGUGAGCCUCAGAUUGAUGCCAUGAGAACCCAGAAAGACCAGGAGUUGGAGCAGUAUAAGAGAAAUGCAGCUAAGUCAUGGAAAGGACUAGACCUGGAGACAGAGAGAUAAUCAGCCUCAUGGUCACACACACGUACACCACAUAUUUAUCAGGAGAGCAGGGAGAAAGGAGUAGAGGAGAACAAAGUCUAGUGUGUAGCGGGACAGAGCGCCAGGA
This is a messenger RNA of Monopterus albus (swamp eel), 1691 nucleotides long. It is a transcript of the gene dync2li1, whose product is annotated as dynein, cytoplasmic 2, light intermediate chain 1. Gene Ontology annotation, molecular function: dynein heavy chain binding. The record is from RefSeq and is a predicted model, not a curated record. NCBI's taxonomy places the organism in Eukaryota, Metazoa, Chordata, Actinopteri, Synbranchiformes, Synbranchidae. The transcript is spliced from 14 exons. Bases 500 to 1585 code for a protein of 361 amino acids. Gene Ontology annotation, cellular component: cytoplasmic dynein complex; ciliary basal body; axoneme. Gene Ontology annotation, biological process: intraciliary transport involved in cilium assembly; intraciliary retrograde transport.